Leptonychotes weddellii (Weddell seal) is the source of this 1554-nucleotide messenger RNA. NCBI's taxonomy places the organism in Eukaryota, Metazoa, Chordata, Mammalia, Carnivora, Phocidae. The record is from RefSeq and is a predicted model, not a curated record.
AUGACUGGUGGCUAUUUAUGUCACAGGCCUGAGGCUCACAGGUCACUAGUGUUUCGGUCAGCUAAUUUCCGUGUGGGGCUGCCUGUCCCCAGCCGAGAACUCCAGCAUGAUCCGGGAGCACACCCUCCUUCCAACAUUAGGCUACACGUAGGGUACUCAGGCAGGACGUCUCGAAGGGGCCAGAAGGACAAUCCCACUCAGAGCAACGAGGGCUCCCGUCACGCACAGCUCAUCUCUGACGGCCCUUGUACUCAAAUCCAGGACUCCCCAGCUCCUGACACCACAGGGGUGCCCGUGGAGGAGGAGGACCCCUUCUUCAAGGUCCCUGUGAAUAAGCUGGCAGCGGCCAUCUCCAACUUUGGCUAUGAUCUGUACCGUGUGAGGUCCGGCCUCAGCCCUGCGGCCAACGUGCUGCUGUCCCCACUCAGCGUGGCCACCGCUCUCUCUGCGCUCUCGCUGGGAGCGGAACAGCGGACAGAAUCCACCAUUCACCGGGCUCUCUACUAUGACCUGAUCAGCAACCCGGACAUCCACGGCACCUAUAAGGAGCUCCUUGCCUCUGUCACUGUCCCCGAGAAGAACUUCAAGAGUGCCUCCCGGAUCAUCUUUGAGAGGAAGUUGCGGGUAAAAUCCAGCUUUGUUGCCUCACUGGAGAAGUCCUAUGGCACCAGGCCCAGAAUCUUGACCGGCAACCCUCGCUUGGACCUUCAGGAGGUUAACAACUGGGUGCAGGCCCAGAUGAAAGGGAAAAUCGCUAGGUCCACCCAGGAAAUCCCCAGUGGAGUCAGCAUUCUCCUCCUCGGUGUGGCUUACUUCAAGGGGCAGUGGGUAACAAAGUUCGACUCCAGAAAGACUUCCCUUCAGGAUUUCCACUUGGAUGAGGAGAGGACCGUGAGAGUCCCCAUGAUGUCAGACCCUAAGGCCAUCAUACGCUAUGGCUUCGACUCUGAUCUCAACUGCAAGAUUGCCCAGCUGCCCCUGACUGGCAGCACGAGUAUCAUCUUUUUCCUGCCCCUGAAAGUAACCCAGAACUUGACCAUGAUAGAGGAGAGCCUCACCUCUGAGUUCAUUCAUGACAUCGAUCGAGAACUGAAGACUAUUCAGGCGGUCUUGACCAUCCCCAAGCUGAAGCUGAGUUAUGAAGGCGAAGUCACUAAGUCCCUGCAGGAGAUGAAACUGCAAUCCUUGUUUGAUUCGCCAGACUUUAGCAAGAUCACAGGCAAACCUAUUAAACUUACCCAAGUGGAACAUCGAUCUAGCCUCGAGUGGAACGAGGAUGGGGCAGGCACCACCCCCAGCCCAGGGCUCCAGCCUGCCCGCCUCACCUUUCCCCUGGACUAUCACCUCAACCAACCUUUCAUCUUUGUACUGAGAGACACAGACACAGGGGCCCUUCUCUUCAUAGGCAAAAUUCUCGACCCCAGGGGCAUGUAAUGCUCCAGUAAAUAGCCUGGAAGAACAAAACCCUCGAGGGAUGGCAGAUUACAUAGUACAUGAAGGCUGCCCCUACAAUGUUUCAGUGUAUACUUUGCAAUAAAAGUGCUUUAUCCUUAA